Molecule: messenger RNA, 1569 nt
Organism: Colletotrichum aenigma
Lineage: Eukaryota; Fungi; Ascomycota; Sordariomycetes; Glomerellales; Glomerellaceae
Gene: tenA
Product: Cytochrome P450 monooxygenase tenA
Exons: 3
Coding region: 1-1569 (522 amino acids)
Molecular function (GO): iron ion binding; heme binding; oxidoreductase activity, acting on paired donors, with incorporation or reduction of molecular oxygen
Source: RefSeq, a predicted model, not a curated record
AUGAACGUUAACGUAACCGACGAUUUCAACACGGCGCAAGGCCAGCAAUGGCUCCAAAGCAUACAUGACUACAGAGUCCCCCUGCUUGUCGUAGCAACAUGCCUCAUUGCCGUCCUCCUCAGCAGACCUUUCAGCAAUAGCAAAUCCGACAAUGAAGGCGGCUUACCUGCUUCUCGCCUCUGGCAAUGGGAUUCUUUCCUGGGUCUAGAUACCGUAUAUGGCCAGAUGACAGCGCUGAAGACAGACACCUAUCUCGACUGGCUCCAAGCUCUUCACAAAGGCCACAAGAAAUCCAAGACUUUCUCCCUCCAGUUCUUCACGGGGCGCUGGAUUUACACUAUCGAGCCGGACAUCCUCAAAGCCGUCUACUCGACCAAAUUCAAGGACUUCGGCGUCGAGCCCAUCCGCCGCAACUCCAAGUUCACUAUGCCCUUCGCCGAUAAGGGUGUCAACACAACGGACGGCGAGGAUUGGCAGUUCAGUCGCGCACUGAUUCAGCCAUUUUUCGAGCGCGAUGUGUACCACGACACUGGCCGUAUCGAGUCUUUUGCUGAUUCUUUCAUGGCCCUGUUUCCGGCCGUCGACGGCGAGACCUUUGAUGUGCAGCCGUUGCUGCAGAGAUGGUUCUUGGAUAUCAACAGCGACUUCAUCUUCGGCAAGUCAAUGGACUCGCUGAUUGAUCCAUCCAAGGUCAAGUUUGCGACUGAUAUGGUGACUGCGCUGCGAGGCGCACGUUUGCGAGCCCAAUCCCACCGUUUUAUGUGGGCUUUCAAUUGGGGCUGGUGGCUCGAGGCUAUCAACGACAUUCACGCAAUUGUCAACGCCCACAUUAUCGCCACAUAUAAGGAAUUGGACGAGCGGGACCUGGCCCGCAAGAAUGGCCAAGAGCUUGGCCCGGAACGUACUGAUCUUCUUUGGAUCAUGGCCCAGCAGAUGAGAAACGACCUUGAGGGACUGCGCUCCCAGGUCUGUCUCAUUAUCGUGCCAACGAAUGACACCACGUCUAUGUUCAUCGCCAACUGCAUCUGGUACCUUGCUCGACACCCUGAGGCGUGGGAAAAACUGCGCCAAGAGGUAGCUGAGCACGGUGACAAGCCACUGACUUUCGACGCGUUGAGAAACAUGGUAUAUCUCAAUGGCGUCAUGAACGAGACCCAUCGCCUGAUUCCAAACAACGUAACCCAAGUUCGUGCAUGUGUAGCAGACACGGUCCUCCCCAUUGGGGGAGGCAAGGACGGCCAGGCUCCGCUGGCCGUCCGCAAAGGCGACAUUGUAACCGUUUCAAAGAACGUCAUGUAUCGCGACCCGGACUACUGGGGCGCCGACGCUGAUGAGUAUCGCCCCGAGCGGUGGGUUGGUCGUCGCGGAACCUGGGGCUUUGUCCCGUACGGAGGUGGGCCGCGAAGGUGCCCGGCGCAGAUGAUGGUGCAGACCGAGUGUGCGUACAUGUUGGUGCGGAUCGCACAGAAGUAUCGACGUCUGGAGUCGAGGGACUCAAAGCCAUACCAGCCGGUUAUGCGGAUUGGACCGUCAAACAAGCAUGGUGUCAAGAUUGCUCUCUACAAGUGA